AUGUCUACAACGUUAAUAAAAGAUCCUCCGCUUUCCACCUCUUCCAUGGCGGGGUCUUUGCCUUUGGAAGAGGUGGAAGUGCUGCCGCUCGGUAGCGGGGGCGAGGUGGGCCGCUCCUGUGUUAUUCUACGCUAUAAAGCCCGGUGUGUGAUGCUCGACUGCGGGAAUCACCCCGCGAAGAGCGGGCUGGACUCCCUUCCCUUUUUCGACAGUAUCGCCUGCGAGACGGUGGAUUUGGUGCUGAUUACGCAUUUCCACCUCGACCACUGCGGGGCGCUGCCGUAUUUUUGCAAUCAAACCACCUUCAAAGGGCGCAUUUUCAUGACGAGCGCGACCAAGGCGUUUUAUAAAAUGGUGAUGAACGACUUUUUGCGGGUCGGCGCCGGGGCCAACGACAUCGUCACGGGGGAAUGGCUGCAGAACACGAUUGACCGAAUCGAGACGGUGGAAUACCACGAGGAGGUGACUGUCGGGGGGAUUCGUUUUCAGCCUUUUAACGCCGGGCACGUCCUCGGGGCGGCGACUUUUAUGGUCGACAUCGCGGGAAUGCGAGCGCUCUACACCGGGGACUUCUCGCGUGUCCCGGAUCGCCACCUGCUCGGGGCCGAGGUCCCGCCGUAUUCGCCCGAUAUUCUUAUCUCCGAGAGCACGAACGGGAUUCGCGAGUUGGAAUCUCGGGAGGAGCGGGAGCAUGUUUUUACGAAAAGCGUUCACGAGGUCGUCAAACGUGGGGGACGUUGUUUGGUCCCUGUUUUCGCCCUCGGCCGCGCGCAGGAGCUGCUGUUAAUCCUGGAGGAAUAUUGGGAGGCGCAUAAAGAAUUACAGGACAUCCCGAUCUACUACGCUUCCUCGCUUGCGCAGCGGUGUAUGAAGCUCUACCUCACCUUUGUGAGCGCGAUGAACGACCGGGUGAAGGAGCAGCACGCGAGCAAUCGGAACCCUUUCGCGUUUAAGUUUAUUCGCCCGCUGGUGGAGACGAAGUCGUUUGAGGAUUGCGGGCCCUGCGUGGUGUUGGCCUCGCCUGGGAUGCUCCAGUCGGGGAUCUCCCUGGAGCUUUUUGAGCGGUGGUGUGGGGAUCGCCGGAAUGGGGUCAUCAUCGCGGGGUAUUGCGUGGACGGUACCAUCGCGAAGGAGGUCCUGGCGAAGCCGCGGGAGAUCACCAAGCCGAAUGGAAAGGUCCUGCCGCUCGCGAUGGGCACGAUCGAGGCCGUUUCCUUCUCCGCCCACUCCGACGGCCGCCAAACGCGGGAUUUUAUCCGCCUGCUGCCCAAAGUCCAGCACACCAUUCUCGUCCACGGCAGCAGCGGCGCAAUGCGGCAGCUGAAAAAUAAACUCACGCAGGAUUUCGCCGAUCGGAAUAUGAAGGUCUACACCACCGCCAACCAGGAGGCGAUUCGCAUCCCGUUCGUGAUGGAGCGCAGCGCGAAGGUCAUGGGGAAGCUCGCGAAUACCGCGGUGCGGCCUGGCGAUUUCGUCAGCGGGGUGAUGUUGGUUUCCGGCCAGCACUCGCGCAGCAUCGUCCACCCGGACGACAUCCCGGUCUUUACCGAUCUCAGCGUCAGCCGCAUUCAACAGGCGAUGGUGCUGCCUUUGCCACGGUAUCGCAGCCCGCUGGAGGUACUCGAGCGGCUUCAGCGCUAUUUUGCGGAGAGCUAUAUGUUCGAGGAGGUCGAGCCCCAGCUCCAGCCCGCCGCGGGGGAGAACGGGGGGGGGCCGAUGGCCAUCCAGGCCGCCGAUCGCACGCGAUCUCGCGAAGAGGAGAAGCCGCGGCGCCUCUCCAGCGCGUCAAAGGUAGUUAAAAUUUACGUCUCGCGGGAGGUGGUGGUUGAGGUGGAGCGCGAUGCACAGGCCCGGACGGUGCUCACCAUUUCCUGGAUUACCAGCCACUGCAAUGAUCUCCUGGCGGACGUCACCUGCACCGCCCUCACGAAACUCUCCGAGAAUGCGAACGACGAGGAGGAUGACAACGACGCAAACGGCGUGCUUUUGCCGGUGGAUGUUUGUGGGCAGGACAAGAUUUUUCGCGUGAAGUGCUUUCAUCACAUGAUCUCGCAGUUUUACCCCAACGUCACCACUAAUUUGGUGACCGGGGCAUGUCGUGUGGAGCUGGAGGAUGGGCAGGUGGUACAGAUUACAGAUUGUAUUGAAAUGGAGGUGCAGGCGGGGAAUAAAAAGCAGGUUGAUUACGACUCUAUCGAAGUGGCGAAGCUCAAAACGGUACUCAAGCGGAUUUAUCUCACCCUUUUCCCAAUCCCCGCGGACAGUGGGUGGUGUGAUUGCGGGAUGAUCCACGGAGCGGAACCGAUUAAUGAAUAG
Phytomonas sp. Hart1 is the source of this 2316-nucleotide messenger RNA. Lineage: Eukaryota; Euglenozoa; Kinetoplastea; Trypanosomatida; Trypanosomatidae. The record is from the annotation of a GenBank genome assembly.